AUGAAUAAAUAUGAGAAGAUCAGGGAUAUAGGGAAAGGGAACUACGGGAAUACGAUUCUUGUGCGCGACAAGAAGAAUGACCACUACGUGAUGAAAAUAAUUAACAUAUCUCAGAUGACCCCAAAGGAAAAGAGGCAGUGCUUGAAGGAGGUGGAGCUGCUGUCCAAGCUGAACCACCCCUUCAUCGUGAAGUAUAUCGAAAGCUACAUAGAGGGGGACACGCUGAGAAUCGUCAUGAAGCACUGCAAAGGCGGAGACCUCUACCAUUACAUACAGAACAAGAAGAAGCAAAACACGCCCAUAAAGGAGACGCGCAUCCUCAUAUGGCUGACUCAGAUUUUGACGGCGCUCAAGUUCCUGCACUCGAACCACAUCCUGCACAGGGGUAAGGCGGAUGCGUGGGUGAAGCUAGUGCAACCAGCGCAUAAGAAUAGACUACAGCACGCCCACAAGGGUAUACUUCAGAACGCCUACAAGGGUACACCCCAGAACCCGCACAAGAGCACACUCCGGCACGACCACUUCCCCCCCGUGACAGACAUGAAGUCGCUUAACAUCCUAAUCGACAACGACAAGAGAGUGCGGCUGUGCGACUUCGGUAUUUCGAAGGUCCUCGAAAAUACCAUGGAUUACGCCAACACCCUGAUAGGGACGCCGUACUACUUAAGCCCAGAGUUGUGUAAAGAUAAAAAAUACAGCUGGCCCUCCGAUGUCUGGGCUACAGGAUGUCUCAUUUAUGAGCUGGCCACCUUCCGCACUCCCUUCCACUCCACCAAGGGGAUUCAGCAGCUCUGCUACAACAUCAGAUAUGCCCCUAUCCCAGACCUGCCGAAUAUUUACUCCAAGGAACUGAACAAUAUUUACAAGAGCAUGUUGAUCCGGGAGCCCAACUACCGAGCCACAGUGCAGCAGUUGCUCGUCUCCGACAUUGUCCAGAGACAACUCAAGUUGCUGAUUGAGGAGAAGAUCCGAGAGAAGCAAAACAUGAAGAGACCCCUAAAGGAAAAGCCCGCGGCUGAAAAUGAAGGGUCAGGUGCAAAUGAGCAGGAGGUCAAGACGUUGCUCCUGGACGUGGUCGACGCAUGA
Messenger RNA from Plasmodium cynomolgi strain B, 1086 nucleotides. RefSeq names its product serine/threonine-protein kinase NEK4. Gene Ontology annotation, molecular function: protein kinase activity; ATP binding. Lineage: Eukaryota; Apicomplexa; Aconoidasida; Haemosporida; Plasmodiidae. The coding region runs from base 1 to 1086 and encodes 361 amino acids. Gene Ontology annotation, biological process: protein phosphorylation. The transcript has 6 exons. The record is from RefSeq and is a predicted model, not a curated record.